AUGAUUAUACUGAAAGGUGCAACUCAAGAUGAAGUGGCAGAAUCCACAGAUACUGAAGCUAUCGCCCCUAGAACGCCCCGUGGCGGUCGUUCGCGACGCAAGAGCACCGAGACAGAAGUCCUUACUCCAAGACGCACCAGUCGUAGAAGAUCCAGCGUAGAAGAGCCUGCACCCACCCCUGUUAAAAUUCAGCAGUCUCUUGCACAGAUCACAGAAUCGGAAACUGAACAAGAGGAACAAGUUCCUGAAAGCAAGACUGAAUCAGAAGAACCUGCUAUUGAUCUUUACAGUAUCAAUGUAUCAAAAACGUAUGAUGAUGAUGAACAAAGUGUUACCACUCAUGGGGAUUCAAUGACGGAACAAAAGAACAUCAGCAUCGAAAGUAAAGAGAUUGAAAGUUUGUCAGAUGAUGCCAAAAAUGACGAGAAAGAGAACAAUGUUGCAGCAGUAGAACCUGUGGCUGCUUUGUCUGAUCAAUCUGAAUCUGGUGGAGUGAAGCCAGAGAUUGAAAAGACAGUUACAAAGGUUGAAGAACAACCAGAAAAAGAAUCACCUUCAAGGAGGACAAGUUCGAGAAGGUCUUUGGUAGAAGAAUCUUCAACACCUACAAAAGCAGAAGAAAAAAUCGCUACACCUAUAAAAAGUGAUGAAAAACAAACAACGCCCUUGAAAGAUAAGCAGCCAACGCCAAUUAAAAAGGAAGAGAAACAAACAACUCCAAUUAAAAGUGAUGAAAAACAACCAACAUCUGUGAAAGAUAAGCAAACAACGCCUGUGAAAGAUAAGCAACCAACGCCAAGCAAGAAUGAUGAAAAACAAACAACUCCAGUAAAGAAGGAAGAACAAACUCCACCCAAAAAGGAUGUUGCAACACCUGGACAAAAUACACCGAGGAAAAUUGAUGAAUCUCCAUCUAAAAAGGAUGAAGUAAUGGAAACACAGGAAGAAAUGAGCCAAGAAGAUCAUGCAGAAACAUCAUUGGACAAAGCCGACACUCUGGAGGAGGAUGAAAAAAUGUUACUAGAUGAUAGUGUACAUAACAAAUCCUCUGAGAGUAACAUUGAAGAAUCUGAUAAGGACAAUAUAUCAGAAAACACCAAAUUCGAUGAUUCAGAAUUAGCAUGUGAUAGUCCGGUGGAUACCUCGAAAGCUAAGAAGAAAGAGAAGAGAUCAAGGUGGAGCAAUUUCCAAGACCAAAAGCAAGAAUCGAAUGAUAAAGCUGCAAAAUCAGAAGAAGCAAAAUCUGAUGACAGCCGGCGAAGCCUAAAACGAAGGCAUUCUCAUUCAAGGUCUCCAGUAAAAAUGCUCACUGAAGAAGAUGAAGUUCAACUGGAAAGUUCCGAUACAAAUGUUUUAUUAAGCUGGUUUGAUUCAGAUUUGCAUCUAUGCAUCGAUCGUGACAAUUUAUGUGGUGCCAGCCCUCUAACAGCUGGUGCACUUAGUCACGUUUGGGCCGGUGCCAGAACCAACAAAGGUGUUACAAGUGGUUGUGGAGCUUAUGAAGUUCUUGUUGAACGCCACCUUAAAGUUGAUCAGCCUGAUGAGAGUUCUCAUUUGAUUCGUAUUGGUUUUUCUACAUCUUCAAACACAUUACAACUAGGGGAAGAUGCACUUUCUUUCGGCUAUGAAAGCUCUGGAAAGUUUGUUAGUAAUAAUGAGUUUACAGAUUAUGGAGUGCAGAUUAAAGAGACUGAUGUUGUUGGUGCUUAUUUGGAUUUGGAUUCUACUCCAUGCACAAUUAAAUUCACUGUCAAUGGCGAAGAACAAGGAAUUGCUAAAGAGUUUGAAAAGUCAAUUCUUGAAGGCAAAGCUUUAUUCCCUCACGUACUGACCAAGAAUAUAUCAUUUAAAAUUAAUUUCGGUCAAAAUGAAAAAUCUUUGUUAAAUAGACCAAAAGUAGUAAAGGUAGUGGAAGACAAAAAGGAAGUGAAGGAUGAACCUGUGCAAGAGCCCAUGGAAACUGACACUUCUGAAGAAUCUAAAGAAGUAAAAUCUACGGACGUUGAAAUGGCAAAAGCAGCAGAUGCUUCUGAAGAAAAAGAAGCAUCAAAGGAGGUACAAGGUGAAAACGCUGUGAAGGAAACAAAAGCAGAAGAAACGGUUAAAGAAAAUGCAGUUCCAGAGCCAAUUGAGGAGGACGUUCCAGAGUUAUUUAUUCUGCCCGGAUAUGAAUACAUAGGCAAAUUUCCACUCGACUCUUUGGUAGAUGGACCGCUUCAACCCGACACGAGGAAAGAGUGUGAGGUCUUGAUGCUAUGUGGAUUACCAGGAGUUGGAAAAACACACUGGGUAGAAAAAUGGGUUCGAGAGCAUCCAGAAAAGAGAUACACAGUGCUGGGAACACAUGAACUAGUAAAUAGGAUGAAGACAAAUGGAGAACCAAAGAAAUCAUCCUACAAAGGAAGUUGGCAAGCAUUGUUGGAGGCCUGCUCUAAGAGCAUUUCAGAAUUAGUGAACAUUGCAGGCAAGAGGCGGAGAAAUGUCAUUAUUGAUCAAAAUAAUGUAUUUAGUGCAGUCCAGAUUAGAAAGAUAAGUAACUUUGGUGAAUUUGUUCGAAAAGCCAUUGUUAUAGUACCUUCAGAGGAAGAAUGGAAUAACCGAAAAGCUGCUAAAGGGCAAUUCAUCACUGAGGAAGUGACUGAAUCUGAAAUGCUUACAAUGAAAGCCAACUUUGUUCUGCCCGAAGUAAGCGACUACUUCGAUCAAGUUAUUUUUGCUGAGCUCUCUGAACAGGACUCGAGUGAUCUUAUUGAGAAGUAUAACAAAGAAGGCAAAGAUGCCGGCUAUGCCAUGAGGCCCGCUAAGCGAUCCCGUUUCGAUAACAGUUCAGAUCGUUCUGCUGACAGACACAGCAACUCCAGCCAGGGCAAUCGUCAAAGUAGUGAUAGGCGCUACAACGACCGUUCCGAUAGGAGGAGGAGUUCUGAUAGAAGCCAAGGGUUCAAUAGACGAGGCGGUAAUGAUCAUAGAAAACACAAUGACAGGAUGGAUCGCGGGGGCGGCGGACCCCCACAUAGGUGGGGCGGUGGUCCACCUAGAUUCGGUGGACCUCCACCUCCGCCUCAUUGGGCUGGAAGAGGAGGACAUAGAGAUCAGUGGAGAGGAGGCGGUGGAGGUGGAAGAGACAGGCCUCACCAAGCUGGUGGAUGGCGAAGCGGCGGCGGCGAGCGCGGCCCUCCGCAUGGCGGUCGUGGUGGAAGUGGAGACCAUGGUCACCGGGGCGGUCCGCGUGGUGGACCACCAGAUCAUGUACACCGCGGCGGUCGAGGUGGCGGUGAUCACCGUGGCGGACGAGGCGGUGGACCAAGCCGCGGAGGUGCAGGUGCGCCACAACAUAUGAGAGAUGGAGGAAGGUGGAAUCCAAGAGGCUCUGCACCAGGUCGCGGUGGUGCUGGCGGCGAUCGAAGGGGACAGCAUUCUGGCAGAGGACAUCCGCAGGGUGGACAAGGCCAUUGGGCUGGCAAUAAUGCUGCAUGGAAUAACGAGCAGCAACAAUGGAACCAACAGCAAUGGGGCGGAGCUCAAAAUUGGAGUGCUGAUCAAGUCGCACAAGAUUGGUCAGGACAACAUUGGAAUCAGAACUGGCAACAAAACUGGAAUCAACAAAACUGGGGAAAUGGCUGGAAAGGUUAUGGUGCUCAAAAUUGGGGUCAAUAUUGGAACCAAUGGAAUCAGCAGGGACAACAACAAGCAGAGGGCAAUUCAGCAGGUACAAAUGCUAGUGGUGCCGCUGAUAACAGUGGAGGUGGUGCUAAUCAGAAUCCCUCAACAACUGGAAGCAGCAGUACCACAUCGGCAAAUUCAUCUCAGUACAGCACUUCUUAUCCUAAUGUACAAUACACAGGUGCUGCAGGAACAAACACCACCACCAGUAGCAGUUCCAGUCAGUAUCCGGCCCAAUACAGUACAGAUGGCAACACGGCGAACCAAACAACAGAACAAAUGGCUCAAGUCUACCAGAGUUGGGCUCAGUAUGCUCAAGCGUUUGCUAAUUAUGGACAACAGCAAAAUGCAGCGACUGCUGGAUCUGGGAAUAGUCAGAAGGCGGCAACCGGUUUUUGUUUUGAUUUUGUUUUGGAUGAAAAUUGUGACCUGCAUCUUUCCCUGCACGCUCGUGACGCAUCAGGAAAAUCCUUGUACCCGGCAUUAUGUGACAUACAUUUUAAAGAAAAAAAUUGA
Molecule: messenger RNA, 4179 nt
Organism: Ctenocephalides felis (cat flea)
Lineage: Eukaryota; Metazoa; Arthropoda; Insecta; Siphonaptera; Pulicidae
Exons: 15
Coding region: 1-4179 (1392 amino acids)
Molecular function (GO): protein binding
Source: RefSeq, a predicted model, not a curated record